Molecule: messenger RNA, 1197 nt
Organism: Enterobius vermicularis (human pinworm)
Lineage: Eukaryota; Metazoa; Nematoda; Chromadorea; Rhabditida; Oxyuridae
Source: the annotation of a GenBank genome assembly
UCAGUCACUUCAGUUUCAACUACUGGAACAGGUCUUUUUUCCCAACCAUCUACGGGUAUAACUUCGACAAGCACAGUCGGUUCAUUAGGUCUUGGUGGAACAGGAAACUUUUCACUCGGCGGCACUUCUGUUGCCGGGUCUGCUACUGGUAAUUCUGUUGGAGUGACCGGUCUCGCCGCAUCCGGGAAUCCUAUGGAAGGUGAAGUCCCGAAGCAGGUUAUGGACCUAGUAACGCAAUUAAAGGAACAAAUAAGAACAAACAAAGAAAAAGCAGACGAAUUUGCAAUGGACAGUAGCGAUGCAUGUAUUCACAUAGACGAAAAGCUGGAUGUUGUCAAGAGACUUCAAGUACAAUACUGUAGCGAGCUAAGACGUGCUGUGAAAAAAGUGAAUGUUCUUUUGAAAAAGGGUGAACGCGAUGUUUACGCCGGGGAACAGCUCGCACGUAAGCAGAAAGAAGCUGGAAAGAAUCCUCAUUACGGUCAAAAUGUGGCCAUGGAAUACUUGCAAGGGGCUUGUUGUGACUACGAGACGAAUCUGAUGGAUCUUGAUGGAAAGUUACAACAAAUUGAAAGCGUAAUUUCCCAACGGAAGGGAGAACAGGAUAAACCUCAAGUGUCAAAAGAAGACCUGACCAAAUUUUUGGAGUGCUUUGAUCAGAUCUUCAAAUCUGUUGCUUCAGAAGUUUAUGAAAUUAAUCAGCAAGUUCAGGAAGCCAAGGAAACUUAUCUUGAAAUACGUAAAGCAACUCAGCCAUUUGCACCUAAUCCAUUUGCGAAAAGGAUGGGAUUUGAAAAGCUUUCCAACAGUUCUCAUUUUUCGAGAAGCGAUUUAGGAGCAGAUGCUUUUCCUUCUCAGGUCACUAUGAUGAAAAUAGGUGAAUUAGCGAGAGUGGCAACGCCAGCAGCUAAUCCCCUUGGAGGUGGUUCAUCAGCCUUUGGUACUACGGGCUCAUUAUUUGGUUCUAAACCUUUGGGUCCAACUCCCUUUUCCUUUAAUACGCCUACGACUUCUAGUUCGCUGUUUAAGCCGUUUAGUGCAACUGCAACGUCAUCUGCGCCUCUUUUUGGUGCCACAAAGACAACAAGUUCCACAGCAACGUCGUCGGUUCCUCCAUUUGCAUUCGGUAAUACAUUAAAUUCUACUGCUAGUGGCACAUUGUUUGGUGGCAGUGCGAGCAAGCCUUUUGGGAAAUGA